AGUCAUGUCUACUUUGUUGAUUUGUAAAUUAUUUUAAAAAUAGCGUUAUGGAGAAAUGUUGACCUCCUAAACAAAUUUUCAUUUCAGCAGAUGUUGCAACUCCUUUUUGCCUUUUUUUUUUCUUUUUUUUUCCUGCUGCAUGAGGAAAAGUUGCAGCCGAGCCGCAUUUUCCACAGCGCUUAGUCGGGACAAAGCGGCCGUCGGUGCAGCUGGGCAAGCCUGCUGACUCGGCGCCAUUUUGCCGCACUUGGCUUUCGUUCGUGCGGCUCACCGGCUCUAUAAAGGCGCUGCCGCGUCCAUAACGUGGCCCGAGCCGAUCUGCCGUAUUUUCUGAUCGCCCGCCGCCACAAUGAGCAAGAUCAUCUUCUUUGAGGAUCGCAACUUCCAGGGCCGCCACUUUGAGUGCAGCGGCGACUGCCCCGAGAUGCAAAACCACUUCAGCCGCUGCAACUCCAUCCGUGUUGAGAACGGCUGCUGGGUGGCUUACGAGAAGCCCAACUACGCCGGCUACCAGUACGUGCUCCACAAGGGCGACUACCCCGACUACCAGCGCUGGGCCGGAUUCAACGACUGCAUCCGUUCCUGCCGCCUGGUGCCGCCCUACAACGGCAGCUACCGGAUGAAGAUCUUUGAGCGCUCGGAUUUCGGCGGGCAGAACCUGGAGCUGAUGGAAGACUGCCCCGACCUGAACGAGCGCUUCCACACGCGCGAUAUCUCCUCGGUCAACGUGAUGGAGGGCUACUGGAUGCUGCACGAGCACCCCAACUACAGGGGACGCCAGUACUUCCUGCGCCCCGGCGAGUACCGCCGACACAGCGAGUGGGGCGGCGCCAGCCCCACCGUGGGCUCGCUCAGACGCGUCACCCAGCUCGACUGAUUUGUCGCUCGUUCUCGUGCCGCCGCCACCGAACUUCCAUCCCUCGAUGUCUCGUCUAUUAAGCGAAAACAAAAUAGUCCCCCCGUAGAAUGUUUUUGCCUUGCCCCCCCUGCCCAAAUCCACACAGAAAAUAAAAUCUUCAGAAAAGUCAGUUUGCGUUUGGUUUCUCAGUCCCAAAACAGUCAGCAAAAACAGUUUCAUCAUUAAAAAAAAGAUCAAUUUUCCAGAUUAAAUAAAAAAAAGUUUAUCUCCAAAGAUUGUGAGUUUUGUGGGAAUGGAUGUGCGCCUCCAAACACAAAAAAUGGAUUAAAAGAUGUUGAAAAUAGAAAAACUCCAAAAUUGUCAGAUGAAAAACAUCAAGCUCCAAAUAUGUAGACUUUCUUUUUCUUUGAAAA
This is a messenger RNA of Syngnathus acus (greater pipefish), 1272 nucleotides long. Its product is annotated as gamma-crystallin S-1-like. The transcript is spliced from 3 exons. NCBI's taxonomy places the organism in Eukaryota, Metazoa, Chordata, Actinopteri, Syngnathiformes, Syngnathidae. Gene Ontology annotation, molecular function: structural constituent of eye lens. The record is from RefSeq and is a predicted model, not a curated record. Gene Ontology annotation, biological process: lens development in camera-type eye; visual perception. The coding region runs from base 350 to 877 and encodes 175 amino acids.